AUGUUUUUAGACAAGAAGUGGUUAAAUCUACAAUGGCAUGAAACUAAUACAAAUACGAAAGAUGAAGAUAUUGAAACAAAACCAAUAAAAAAGCCAAAUGAAUUGGAAAAUGAAAUGGAAGAUCCAUUCAGUGAAAUCGAUCAAGUAUUAUUAGAUCGUAUUCAAGGUUCCAUUAUAGGAAUGGCAUUAGGUGAUGCUCUUGGAGCACAUGUAGAAUUUCGACCUUAUUCAUAUAUGAAAAAUAAUCCAGUUCAAGAUCUCGAAGGUGGAGGCACAUGGGGUCUUCAAAAAGGACAGUUCACUGAUGAUACUUCGAUGGCUCUUUGCUUAGCUAAUUCAUUAUUGGCUCGUCGUGAUUUUAUUCCCUAUGAUCAAUUAGUUCGUUAUAAAUGGUGGUAUAGAUUUGGAUAUAUGUCAUCAACUGGACAAUGUUUUGACAUAGGUGCAGCUACAAGUCAAUCAUUACGUGAAUUUGAACGUCGUCAAAAAAUAUUUUCAAAAGAAAAAUGUCUUCCACUUAAUAAAAUGGAUCAACUUUCAGAUGAGAAAUUUCUUGAAGAAUUUGAUACAUAUUGUAGCGAAGAAGAUGUUGCUGGUAACGGAGCUUUAAUGCGUUUAGCUCCAGUACCUCUCUUCUUCUAUCGAAAUAAAUAUGCUGCAAUUGAAUUUUCUGGUCGAAGCGGACAGAUCACUCAUGGGGAUAAAAAGGCUUAUGAUGCUUGUCGAUUUUAUGGUGCAUUAAUUAUUGCUGCUCUUCGUGGUUUUAAAAAAGAACAAAUAUUGGCUAAAAACUUUUAUUCUGCACAUAGACAUUGGUUCGGUGAAGAACCAUUACAUAAAGAAAUACAAGAAAUUGCUGAAGGAUCAUUCAAAAAGAAGGGUGGCUAUAAGAAAGGUAUUAGAGGAAAAGGUUAUAUUGUUAAGGCUCUUGAAGCUGCUUUAUGGGCUUUUUGGUCUGAUAAGAACUCAUUUGAAAAAGGUGCUCUGGCUGCUGUUAAUCUUGGUGAUGAUACGGAUACAACAGCUGCCAUCUAUGGUCAGCUAGCUGGUGCUUAUUACGGAUAUAAAAACUUGCCAAAACAUUGGCUUGAGCACGUCUAUGCUCACAAAUUUCUGAAAACAUUAGGUAAAUGGAUUGCAUAUGAAGGAGAACAAUGGGAAUCGAAAAUGCGACAUUCUUUUACUAAUAAAUAA
Molecule: messenger RNA, 1194 nt
Organism: Rotaria sp. Silwood2
Lineage: Eukaryota; Metazoa; Rotifera; Eurotatoria; Philodinida; Philodinidae
Source: the annotation of a GenBank genome assembly